AUGGCUUCUUCAUUCUUGAAAACUGGAGGCAUAGUGGGAGGAGGAGAUGUCGGCCAGUACCAGCUCUACGACGACCUCCAGGCGCGACUGGAGGCAGACACCGUCGGGAUGGCCUUUUCGGCGGCGACGGGUCCGAUGCUAAGGCACAAGGUGGUCGCCGUCUCCGGGGUUGCCACUUUGGGGCUCGACACCUACGAUGCGCACAUGUUCCGCCCCAAGAACCCCACGUACAAAGAGGUUUGGCACACGGCGUCCCUGUACCAUCUCGUCCACACCGCGGCGCUGCUAGGGGCGCCCAUCACCAAGCGCCCCAACGUUUUCGGAGGGCUCCUCGCCGCUGGGAUCGUGCUCUUCUCUGGAACGUGCUACACCGUGGCUUAUCUUGAAGACAGGAAGUUUUCUUCACCGGCACCAUUGGGGGGCUUUGCCUUUAUUGCUGCUUGGGCCAGCCUCCUCUUCUGAUUAAAUUGUGCUUUUCCAAGAAAA
Messenger RNA from Zea mays, 486 nucleotides. RefSeq names its product transmembrane protein 256 homolog. Gene Ontology annotation, cellular component: membrane. The coding region runs from base 1 to 462 and encodes 153 amino acids. The record is from RefSeq and is a predicted model, not a curated record. Lineage: Eukaryota; Viridiplantae; Streptophyta; Magnoliopsida; Poales; Poaceae. The transcript has 6 exons.